GCGUCUAUGACAGACUUUCGCCAUUUUGAAUACAAACAUAUGAACGAUUUUUAUUUUCCGAUCCAUUUCCCUCGCCGUGCGUGUGAGUGGCCGAGAUAACUCUGCGUAGUGUUUUGCCGCAAAAUAAUUUCCUAAAAAAAUAACUCGUACAUAAAGGAAAGCAGAAAAACAACUUUAGUGAGGACGAUGGCUCGCACUCUGGGCAGAUAGUUGAGAGGAAAACGGUCUCGUGGCAGCAGCGGGGUUUCACAGAGCGCGCGGGGCAGCAGCGCCACUGCUCCACUGCACGGGCCAGACCAGUACUAACCGACAACCAGUAGCCCGUUCUACAGACACUCAUAGCGGGGUGUCAGUCCGUCUGAGGCGUGUAUUCGAGGAAGGCCUGGUGGGAAGUGGACCUCAUGCAGAUUAAUGCUAGGUCAUUCUGUGCUGUCUGCAUUCUGCCACUCAAAUGCCUGUCUGCCUGUGGAGGAGGUGUAACUAAGGAUUCACACGUUUCAUCAGCUGGCCUGGGCUUCCUGCUGCAGCUGCCACCGCCGCCAUCAUGUUCUGGAAAUUUGACCUGAACAACACCUCCCAUAUCGACCAGCUGCUGGAUCGAGAGGGCGUGACUCUGAGAGAGUUGAUGGAAGAGGAGGAUGUCCUGCAGGAGUGCAAAGCACAGAACCGCAAGCUUCUGCUCUUCCUCUCCAAGGAUCAAUGUAUGCAGGAGCUGGUCACCCUCAUCACAGAGGAGCCCCCUGCUGAUCUGGAGGAGAAAACUCGCUUCAAGUAUCCAAACAUUGCCUGUGAGCUCCUGACCUCUGAUGUGGCUCUUAUCAAUGAUAAGCUGGGUGGAGAUGAAUCCCUUUUAGAGAAACUCUACCACUUUCUGGAGCAGGAGCCGCCCCUUAAUCCCCUACUGGCCUCUUUCUUCAGCAAAACCAUCGGCAACUUGAUUGCACGUAAAACAGACCAGGUAAUCUCUUUCCUAAGGAAAAAACACAACUUUAUCAGUCUGGUGCUGAAUCACAUUGAUGCCUCGGCCAUGAUGGACCUAUUGCUGCGCCUCAUCAGCUGUGUAGAGCCUGCUCCUUUGAGGAUGGAGGUCCUCAAUUGGCUGAAUGAGGAGAGACUCAUCCAGAGACUCACAGAGCUCAUGCACACAGGGAGAGAUGAAGAGAGACAAUCUAAUGCAUCCCAGACUCUUUGUGACAUAAUCCGUCUCAGUCGAGACCAGGCCAAUCAGCUGUCAGAGGUCACAGAACCAGACCCCUUACUCGCUGUCCUAGAGUCGCGGGAGAAUGUGGGGGAGCUUUUGAAGAACAUGUUUGAAGGGGAAAGGACUGAAGCGUCUGUCGUCAAUGGAACGCAAGUGCUUCUUACGUUACUGGAGUCACGAAGGUCAGGGCUGGAGGGUCUGAUGGACCUGUAUUCUCAGGGAUGUGAAAGGUCUUACACUGUCAACAGCAGUAUUUUACGUGCUAUUGAGCCUCAUUUAAAGGACUUCCAGCAGCUCCUUCUGAACCCUCCUAUGAGAAGUGCAAUACUCACCACAGUGGGCGUUCUGGAGCAGCCCCUUGGGAGCGCCCGGCUUCAUGUGGCCAGACUGGUGGCUUCUCUGCUGCAGACGUGCGACCUCAGCAUCUGCCAAGAGAUCUGCAGACUCAACACUAUGGACCUGCUGUUGGAUUUAUUCUUUAAAUACACCUGGAAUAAUUUCUUGCACUUGCAAGUGGAGCUGUGUGUGGCAUCCAUCCUGAACCACUCUGUCCACACGGACUUCCAGAACCCAGGUCUGCAGAACCCUGAGGAGAGACCACCAGUUACUGGCUCCCAGGCGGAGGAGGGAACACCUAGCCAGAACAACAGCUCAGAUCCAGCCAACACACCAAUUCAAGAUGCUCUUGUUGCCAAUCUCUUCCAGCAUUGCCGGCUGGUGCAAAAGAUUCUGGAUGCUUGGGAGGAAAAUGACAAAAUCCAGGCUGAAGGGGGCAGGCGGAGGGGAAACAUGGGUCACCUGACAAGAAUUGCAAACACUGUUGUUCAAAACCUAGAGAAAGGGCUGGCUCACUCUCAAAUUAAUGACCUAAUUAAAGAGCUACCAGAGGACUGCAGAGGCCGCUGGGAGAGUUUUGUGGGUGAGACUUUAAGAGAGACCAACAGGAGAAACACAGUGGAUUUGGUGAGCACCCAUAACUUACACUCAUCUAGCGAAGAUGAUGACAUGGAGAGCCCGUUCCCCAAUGAUCUGUCUAUUCAACAGGCGUUCUCUGAUUACCAGAUUCAGCAGAUGACCGCCAACUUUGUGGAUCAGUUUGGUUUUAAUGAUGAAGAGUUCAGUGAACAUGAUGAAAAUAUCAAUGCUGCAUUCGAUCGGAUUGCUGAAAUUAACUUUAACAUAGACGCAGAUGAUCAUAGUGCCAAUGCUGCAGCUUUUGAGGCGUGUUGUAAAGAAAGAAUCCAGCAGUUUGAUGACUGUGAGGAAGAGGAGGAUAUUUGGGAUGAAAAAGAAAUUAACUAUGCAACACAAAUCAAAUCCAGAUCGAGGUUUGGGGUGUCUCUUUCUUCAGAUAGUUCACCCAAGAGUGCCGUGAGAAAUGGGGGUGGAGGCUGCGGGUCGGCCUCUGGGGAAGAGGAUGUUGAGGAAGAGGCCAGUCCUCAGCAGUCGACAGCAGCUCAGACUCAGAACUCAGGCUGGGCAGCUAGUUUUAGUGAGACGGAGGUGAGCUCCUCUGGUGCCUGGGGUGGCUCCCCUCAGCAGGGCAAUGCGGGUUCGCAGGACACAGGCUGGGCCACCUUUACUGAAUUCCAGCCUUUCAGCAGCACGGAGUCCAGCAACACUGAGGGACAGCCUCAAGGCCAUGGGAAGGACUUGGCCAGCAGUGGUUCAGCUACAGGAGGAUGGGAAGGAAGUCCUGAGCAAAAAGCCCCUCUGGUGGCCUCUGACAGCAGCUCAUCUGGAGGCUCAGACAGCGAAGAGGACCCUGGAGAACAUAAGGCUGAGGGUGCUCCUAAACCUACCAACCAGAUAACAGCUCCCUCGAGCGAGGUGCCUACUGACGCUCUGGAGAAGCUCAGCAUCACCGACAGUAGCGAGUCUUCAGCACCUACAGAAGAGUCAGACGCCACCACUGUGACGGAGACGAGAGUCGAGGCACCCACUCCCGCUGAGGUUACCGCUAACGGACCGGUCUGAAGGCUCCGGAUAGAGUCCGACCCACUCUCCGCCUCUUCCAUUUUGAACCCCCAAACCUCAAUACCACUUUUGGUGUUUAAAUAAAAGAAUGCUGCCAUGUUAUUGGUCCUGGAUACUGCCAAUCAGCCCAUCAUUGGAGGAGGAAGACAGGGGCAUGUAACACAAACCAGUAACCAGUACAGUGCUCAGAGGUGUUAGUCUUUUAAUCUUUUCAACUUUGUAUGGGAUAUGCACAGUUUUAAAUGUAGCAGUGACCGCGUGUGAUUGCAGGAUCUGUCAGGACUUCUUUUUUUCCUCGGUUUGUGUCCCUCCCUUAAUUUUUUUUUCUUUCCCCCUGGAUUCUUUUUCGCUCGCAGCCUUGGAUGGUAGAAAACAGGGAUGUGAAGGUCAUGAUUGGAAAGCACAGGCUCAUCCUUCACGUCAUAACGUCUCGAACAUCCUCAUGCAAAAUCGAAAGCCUUGUUGCCUGACAACAGCCUCUGCGACAAUUACUGUAUGUUGAAGCACAACUGAAGUGUUCUGAAAUGCUUGACACUUUUCUGCACAGGUCACCGCCCCGCAAAGUUCACUUUUAGGAGUUUUUAAACAUAAUUAUGGCCUAAUCUCAUUAAAUCAAGUAUUUGAAUGUUCUGAAGUGCUUUUAGGCAGAAAUGUAUGAAAAUAGAGUUGAUACUCUGACAUGGUGUCCAUUUUGGCACUUGUGCAAUAACGUUUAGCCAUUUAAUUUAAAUUCGACGCAUUCGUAAUCUAUACAUUCAUGAUGGGGGUGGACCUAUUUAAAUUUGUUUUCUUUUCAUUGCAUGCAAGAUGUUAUUUAUCAAGCAUAUACAAGCAACUGUUUUUUCCAACAACGCUCAAGGUAGUUAGUCAAGACCUUCUGAUUGUAUUCAAUUACAUUCGUCCGUUUUUUUUUUGGUUUUUUUUGCCUCCCCUUAGAUCAACUUUCUAGUGCAUUUUCUGCUCAAGCUUUCUGAAAAUUUAAUUUUGGGUUUAAAGCUAAAAGUAAUCAUAAUGACCUUUGCCUUAAGUUACAAAUCCUUCAAAAUCUCUGUAACAGGACAGAAGGGUUUGCUUCAAAGCAAACAGGCUUUUUUUGUCUGUUUUUAAAUGUCACCCAGUCACAAAAGAACCACCACCACAAUUUUAUUUGCAUCCUUAUCAGUGCCAAUGGAGCACAUGAUCCUCCCCUCAGAUUAUGAGCCAAGAUAUGAUGCCCCAACUUCCUAUGCUAUAUAUUACUCUAAUGAAAUACCCACAGGACAGUGUUAUGCAUCGCCAGAUUUUUUUUUAAUCAGAACUUGUCUUGUUAUAUGCUGUCAGAAAGACUUUUUGAACUUGUCUCAGAACUUUCCAGAAGUUCUUGUUGGAAAUACAAGAUCUUCUUGUAAUAUUCCAUACUGAACAUCAUGUGAAUUUUUUUUUUUUUUUGUCCUCCAGGAAUUUUUUCGGCUAUCAAAAUUCACGUAUCAUAUCUCUGCAAGCGUACAAUGGUACCAAAUCUGUUGGAUUACCGGAUUGGGAUAUUGCAUUAUUUAUUUUGCACUUAUUGAGGUGUUAGUGUGGAGACCUGGUUUCCCAUCAUGCAUUGGAACAUGUUUAUUUCUCUCUUCAUUGUCUUUGCCGCUGGAGUGUAAAGUCUCCAGUGACUCUGCUUCAUAUAUCUAUGACAUGUUCAAAUAGGUUUGUUUCCAAAGCCAAACGUAUGUAUUUGCCUUUUUUCUUUAAAUGUUUAAAAAAAUCUUAUUUUUAACUUUAAUCAAUAUUAUUUUACAUAUUGUAGAGAUUCUAAUUUAUGUGAUCCUCAGCAACCAAAAUAUUGCUCUGUUCGAUUCUGUUCAUGUGUCUGGAGUCUGGACUGUUUCUGUACAUCACAGAUUGAGUGUGUUAAGAGCCUUGCCUUCAUCGUCCCAUUGAGAGUCUCAGUUACAGAUAGAUAUUUAACAGAUGAUGUAUUAUUUUCGAGCUGCCAAAAAAACAUUUAAUUUUAAUGACUGUUCCGGGUUCGAUUGUAUCAAAACAAAAUAAUUUUGACUCGUUCCUCGGAUUGUAUAAAGAAGUAAACGUCGUGUUUCCAGACCAUCCUUCUUGUGUAAGUUUAUUUUUAGACAUUUCUCUGAAAUAAACUUUUAAAUUCUU
Molecule: messenger RNA, 5314 nt
Organism: Pimephales promelas (fathead minnow)
Lineage: Eukaryota; Metazoa; Chordata; Actinopteri; Cypriniformes; Leuciscidae
Gene: ppp6r2a
Product: protein phosphatase 6, regulatory subunit 2a
Cellular component (GO): nucleus; cytosol
Molecular function (GO): protein phosphatase binding; protein phosphatase regulator activity
Source: RefSeq, a predicted model, not a curated record